Messenger RNA from Oncorhynchus nerka (sockeye salmon), 729 nucleotides. Its product is annotated as CUGBP Elav-like family member 4. Lineage: Eukaryota; Metazoa; Chordata; Actinopteri; Salmoniformes; Salmonidae. The transcript is spliced from 3 exons. The coding region runs from base 382 to 729 and encodes 115 amino acids. Gene Ontology annotation, cellular component: nucleus. The record is from RefSeq and is a predicted model, not a curated record. Gene Ontology annotation, molecular function: mRNA binding.
GCAGGGACUAGGGGAACGAAAGGAGGUGUAAAUAGAAUACGAAAGCUCUUGGUCUCUCUCUCUCCCCACUCUCUCCUCUCUUUUAGUAAAUGAAUGGAUUAAUGAUUAAUUAGCACAUAAAUAGGCUACACGGAAUCACGCCUCCACCGGGACAAGAAAGCCUGCUCCAAGCUUUUGAUAUUCGUUUUAGCCCAAUGAAACAUAUGUAUAUUUAUUCAUGUACAUAUUUGCAUUGGUAGGACUACAAGCAGGACCAGCAAGGCUUUUUAGACUUUUUUUUUAAAUCAAUAGGCUACUUCGUUCGGAAGCUUCUAUACAACGGCCACCAAGAUUGCGCUGCUGCUACCGCCGCUGUUAUCACAACUCAUUGCCGGUCCGAAGAUGGCAACUUUAACAAAUGGACAGGUGGACGGCACAAACGGGCUAGUGAACGGAUUAAGCCACAGCCACAGUUCAGCGGGCUGCGGGGGCACCAUCCCCAUGAAGGACCACGACGCCAUUAAACUGUUCAUCGGGCAAAUACCGCGCAACCUGGACGAGAAGGACCUCAGGCCGCUCUUCGAGGAGUUCGGCAAGAUCUACGAGCUCACGGUGCUCAAGGACCGCUUUACGGGCAUGCACAAAGGCUGUGCCUUCCUUACCUACUGUACCAGAGAGUCGGCCCUGAAAGCUCAGAAUGCCCUCCACGAGCAGAAGACCCUGCCAGGGUUCUCUGCUGCCAAUGACUGA